GCACCCACCCGCCGGGGCCCCGGCCGGACCCUCGGGGCGGCGGCGAGCCCGGCUGCCCGGGUCCCCACGGGGGGCGCGGAGGGGGCUCGGCGCUCCCCUCAGCCCUGGCAGGAUGCUGCCUUCCUCCCGGACCCAGCUGGGGCUCUUCUUCAUCCUCCUCUGCCCCGCCAACAUCAUCGGGCUCUGGUGGGCAGUGGGGAGCCCCCUGGUCAUGGACCCCAACAGCAUCUGUCGCAAGACGAAGCGGCUGGCAGGGAAGCAGGCGGAGCUGUGCCAGCUGGAGCCAGAAAUCGUGCAGGAGGUGGCCAAGGGCACCAAGCUGGGCGUCCGGGAGUGCCAGUACCAAUUCCGCUUCCGCCGCUGGAACUGCACCAGCCACAGCAAGUACUUCGGCAAGAUCCUGCAGCAGGAUAUCCGGGAGACAGCCUUCGUGUAUGCCAUCACGGCGGCCGGGGUGAGCCACGCCAUCACGCAGGCUUGCAGCAUGGGUGAGCUGCUGCAGUGCGGCUGUGAGCUGACGCGGAGCCGGGCUCCCCCCUUGCCCACAGCGGGUCCGGGCACAGAAGGCACAGCCUGGGAGUGGGGGGGCUGCGGGGACGACGUGCAGUUCGGCUACGAGAAAUCCCAGCAGUUCAUGGAUGCCAAGAGCAAGAAGGGCAAAAAUGACAUCCGCGCUCUUAUCGACCUGCACAACAAUGAGGCCGGGCGCUUGGCGGUGCGCAGCUACAUGAGGACAGAGUGCAAAUGCCACGGGCUGUCGGGCUCCUGCACCCUGCGGACCUGCUGGCGGAAGAUGCCCCAUUUCCGCGAGGUGGGGGACCGCCUGCUCGAGCGCUUCAACGGGGCUUUCAAGGUGAUGGGAGGCAAUGACGGGAAAACCCUCAUCCCCGUGGGUGACAACAUCAAACCUCCCGACAAGCAGGACCUCAUCUACUCGGCCGACUCACCCGAUUUCUGCUCAGCUAACCGUAAGACGGGCUCGCUGGGCACCCGGGGCCGCGUCUGCAACAGCACAGCCAUGGACACGAGUGGGUGCGACCUGCUGUGCUGCGGUCGAGGGCACCGGGACGAGACGGUGGUGCUGGAGGAGAACUGCCUUUGCCGCUUCCACUGGUGUUGUGUGGUGCAGUGCCGCAAGUGCUCCGUCCGUCAGGAGCUCAGCCUCUGUGUCUGACCGCCUGGGGUUGGGUGAGGACAAUUUGGGGCACCACCCCCAAGCUCAUGCCGCAGCCCCCCCGGGACAGAGACAGGCUGAGCCGGUGGCAGGGAUGGCAUGGGUGAGCCCAGCUCUGCGCCCUGGGGAGUCCCAGCUUCCCUGGGGGACAGCGUGGGGCUGCCUGGCAUCCCCACAGCCCUCACCGUGGGGGCUGUGGGUGCAGAGCUUCCACUAAUAAAGCUAUUUAAAGCUGGUGUGCCACAGCGCUUCCUGGGGAGGGCUGGGAAGCGCUGACUGCUGUACUGGGAUGGAACCGGCUGGAGAGCCGUCCUGCCCCGGCCAUGAGUCCUGAUCAGCCAGGCUCCCUCCAGCCUCCUGUUCCUGCUGGCCAUCGUGGGACCCAUGGCAGAGUCCCGCUCAUUUUUUAUCCACACUCUGCUUUUCUCCAUGUUGUAGAGCCAGGAGAUGAGUGUGGAUGAGGGCGAGUGCUCUCCUGCCCUGCUCUGCAGCCCCCAGGCGGGGUGGGUGCUCUCCUCCUAUCGUCCAUGACCACCAACACUUGGGGAUGCCAGUUUGUGUCCUGCCACCACCCUACCUGGGAUGUUUGUGGUGACCUGCAGUCCACGGUCCUUCCGCUCAUCCCUCAUAAAGGAGGUACAGCUAGCUGCCCUGACACCAUGGUGAUGGGCUGUGAGUUUCUUGAAGGUAUCCUCUAUUUUUUUACUCCGUCUUCAGCCAACGUUGCUGCAGUCCGCGCCACACGGCCUGGCAUGGAGAAGCCCUGCGUGGCACUGACACUGUUGGCUUGGUGGCAUGUAAGGCAUUCGCUUGGCAUGCCGUGGGCCAUCUGCAACCUCAGCUGACCCGCACCAUGCCAGGCACAUCUUGGUAACCUGAUCAGCUAGUGCCCCUCAUGGGCAAACACAGGGCGAGGAGCAGCCCACCAGGACAGGCUGCCAUCCCUCUGCUCCCGAGGCUCCGGGGGUGUCCAAGGGGGUCCCUCCCAUCCUGCAAGGAGCCCAGAGGGAACUGGUUUCUCCAGCCCUAGCCAGCGUGGGGGUUUAGGUAACUAACUGCAGAGGGGAACAUGUGUGUGCAGCACCCGCUUGGCUGGCAAUGCCACACUGGGCGGAGGAGCCCUCGAGGGACGUCAGCAGAGCCAGAACCUGGGCAGAGAGGUCCACGCUCCUGUGCCUGCCCUCCAUGCUGUAGCAACGCAGGGCAUGGGGGCUUUGCCCAUCCACCCCUCUGCAAAAGGGCUACUGGGGCUCUCAGCCGAGUCGGGCAAGGCCCCGCGCACUGGGUGCUGCCAGGCAGGGCAGGAGCGGAGCUUGCAGUGCUGGGCACACUGGAAGGCAAGGGGAGCUGCGGUGGGGUGCUAGUGAUGCCCACCAGGGGGUCCUUCCUUGCCCCCCCGCCCCAGGCAGCCAGCGGGGAAGGGCAGGGGAAGCAGGGUGCUGGUGAACCAUUAACUUGGCCCAGCAAGUGCUGGGGUGGGAGCCUCUAAAUCUGUCAGCUGCAGCUUUGCAGCUGGAAACUCCCUCCUGGCUUGCCCACAGCGGUGCUGGGAGAGGGGAGGCACAUGGGGCUCCCGGGAACUCCCGGCCACGUGCCCGCCCAUGGGAACACAAGGGUGGGUGUGAGUGGGGCUGGGUGGGUGUGGGUGAAGGUACCUGUGCAUGCAACCAGUUCAGCAUGCAUAUGUGUGCAUGCACAGGUAACACGUCUAUGCGUGUUCACAACCA
This is a messenger RNA of Harpia harpyja (harpy eagle), 2901 nucleotides long. It is a transcript of the gene WNT6, whose product is annotated as Wnt family member 6. Gene Ontology annotation, biological process: multicellular organism development; canonical Wnt signaling pathway; neuron differentiation. The transcript is spliced from 4 exons. Gene Ontology annotation, molecular function: frizzled binding; cytokine activity. Lineage: Eukaryota; Metazoa; Chordata; Aves; Accipitriformes; Accipitridae. The coding region runs from base 113 to 1174 and encodes 353 amino acids. Gene Ontology annotation, cellular component: extracellular region. The record is from RefSeq and is a predicted model, not a curated record.